AUGCAUGUUGACUCUGACGGCAGUGAAACACAUCAGGAGAAACCCUUUGAGCACGUUCCUGGUGACAAGCAAGAGACGCUUGGCAUCACAGGCCAGGACCUCACAGCGACAGGGCAGGCUGCGGCCCAUCCUCAGCGGGCAGAUGGCAAACUGGAACUAACCGAAGAUGAUGCUUACGAAAAGCUAGGCUAUUCCUAUCCAGAAUGGAAAAAGUGGAUGAUUUUGGUAAUCAUCCUAUGCAUUCAAACAUCAAUGAACUCGAAUGCCAGCAUGUACGGCUUUGGCGUUGAUGGGAUUUCGGAAAGAUACGGCGUUUCCACAACCAAGGCGCGAUUAGGACAAUUUCUUUUUCUGGUCACGUAUGCGCUCGGAUGCGAAUUGUGGGCUCCUUGGUCUGAAGAGUUUGGACGAUGGCCUACUCAACAACUCAGUUUGUUCCUAGUGAACAUUUGGCAAAUUCCCAGCGCUCUCGCACCCAACUUCGGUACGCUUCUGGUAGCUCGUGGACUAGGCGGUCUGUCCACUGCCGGUGGAUCUGUCACUUUGGGUGUGAUCGCCGACUUGUACCAGCCUGAAGACACCGGAUUCCAGUACGCCGUAGCUUUUGUCAUCCUAUCCUCAGUCGGCGGUGCACCAGUCGGAGCGGUCAUCGGUGGUUUUGUUGGCCAGUACAGAAGUUUUGAAUGGAUAUUCUGGGUUCUUCUGAUAAUGGGAGGGAUCGUUCAAGUUUUGCAUUUCUUCCUAGUCCCGGAGACACGGACGACUGUGUUGCUGGACCGAGAGGCAAAGAAACGGAGGAAGAAUGGUGAGAAGAAUAUUUAUGGACCUGAUGAGCUGAAGGAAAAGCGAUUUUCUGGGAGGGAAGUGGCCAGGAUUUGGUGGAGACCUUUCUUGAUGUUUUUUACUGAGCCGAUCGUCCUAUUCCUGUCAUUGUUGAGUGGCUUCAGUGACUCCCUGAUCUUCACAUUUCUGGAAGCAUUUACACCAGUAUUCGAACAAUGGGGAUUCGAGACGUAUCAGAUCGGGCUGUGCUUUCUUUCGUCUGUCGUUGGAUACAUACUCUCCUACCUUACUUACCUGCCUGUCAUUUGGCAUCACAAUAAGACGAGAAAGGUAGAUCCAGAUCGGCUGUCCCCAGAAUCGAGAUUGUGGUGGUUGCUGUACCUUGCACCUCUCCUUUCUAUCGGUCUGUUCGGUUUCUCCUGGACAAGUCUGGGUCCGCCGCAGGUGCACUGGAUUGCUCCAUUGAUCUUUACCACCAUUGUUGGCAUGGCAAACUAUGCGGUAUACAAAAGCUCGAUUGAUUAUAUGAUUGCCGCCUACGGUCCAUAUGCCGCGUCCGCCACUGGUGGAAAUGAUCUUGCAAGGGACUUCUUGGCCGGUAUUGCCGCGCUGUAUUCUCAUCCAUUUUAUGAGAACGUGGGUGGUGAGGACCGGCAUUUGAUCUAUCCAAGUACGAUUUUAGCCUGUUUGGCUGUGGCAGUAAUCAUUCCAAUAUAUGUCUUCUACUGGAAAGGGCCUCAAAUCCGACUGAAGAGCAGAUUUGCGCAAGAAUUGGAGAAAGGCAGACAAGCGAGGAUGCAAAAGAGGAGGUCGACUAUUGGUGCGCAAGGUGGUCUGGGCAGACAUGUAGAAAAGGUAUGA
This is a messenger RNA of Endocarpon pusillum Z07020, 1644 nucleotides long. RefSeq lists its product as uncharacterized. Bases 1 to 1644 code for a protein of 547 amino acids. The transcript has 4 exons. Gene Ontology annotation, molecular function: transmembrane transporter activity. The record is from RefSeq and is a predicted model, not a curated record. Gene Ontology annotation, biological process: transmembrane transport. Lineage: Eukaryota; Fungi; Ascomycota; Eurotiomycetes; Verrucariales; Verrucariaceae.